Messenger RNA from Emiliania huxleyi CCMP1516, 459 nucleotides. RefSeq lists its product as hypothetical. Bases 1 to 459 code for a protein of 152 amino acids. The transcript is spliced from 2 exons. NCBI's taxonomy places the organism in Eukaryota, Haptophyta, Isochrysidales, Noelaerhabdaceae. The record is from RefSeq and is a predicted model, not a curated record.
AUGGGCGACCUCCCUCACACAUCUGCUCUGUGGAGUGGCGUCGGUGCGGGAGAGAGCGCCGAGAGCCGAACCAGAGCCAGCGAAGCAGUCGCGUGCGCUCAGUCACUGCGGACCAUACUCACAAACGUCCUGGAGCAGCCAUCAAAGCUGGAGUACCGAAGGCUGAGAGCGACAGGCGGUGCUUUCGAGCGUCGUGUCGGCCGGUGCACGGGCGGCCUGGCGGUGCUCCGCGCCGCCGGCUUUGAGCAACAGGAGCUGGCCGGGGCCAGCUGGUGGACGCUGCGAGAGGUGAAGGCGCGCGCGGCGGUAAUGCGGAUCGCAGACCGUCAAGCGAGGCAGCAGCAGCAGCAGCUGGGGGACGCUUGGCGCCGCAAGCUGCUGGCGCCAUCGCUGCUACAUGUGCUAUUGCUUGUACCAGUCUUAGCCGCGUUUUUGUACGCAUAUGCCCAAUCGCCGUAA